UGAUUUUCAAGCAGCCGUCCGUUAUCUCCUUCACUUGAGGAAAAUCGCAAUGGACCAAAUUAAGUUGGUGAUCAGCGGCGCCGGCGACAAAGUGGCGGGCGCUGCGAGCGAUGCCAGCAAGAAGUUGGCAAGUGUGGCGGGCGACAAGAAGAGCGCGACCAAGACGGAGGCCCCAGCGUCCGACGACGCGCUCACUCCGGGGGUGACGCCCACAUGUCCGAGUCUGACAAAGAAGCAGAGACUGAUCGGCUUCGCGUCCUGCUUCGUGCUCGGGUACAUCGUGAGCUUCGGGUCGACAUUUGCCUUGAUCGCGGGCUCCGAUAAUGGCACAAAGUUCGGCAUAACAUACAGUUUGGGCAAUAUCAUCUCACUGUGCGGUUCGGGGUUCCUUGUGGGUCCGAAGCAGCAGCUGAAGCUCAUGUUUAAGCCCGUGAGACGCAUUGCGACCAUCAUCUAUCUGGUGAUGAUUGCUGUGGUGUUCACGGUUGCCCUCGCCGUACGUAUAUUGUUGUUUUAAAAGGUAUUUUUGAUGCUAACUAGAUUUUUGUUGCUGUUAAUUACCCUUUCAGGCGCCACGACUUGGUCUGGUGGUGCUGCUACUAGUGCUCAUCCAGUGUGCCGCUGCAGUCUGGUAGGACUCUUAUCACUAAUAGCUACAUACUCGUUUACUUCUACUAAUCACUCGACGUUCUGCAGGUACUCGGCAAGUUACGUUCCAUACGGACGCAAAAUUCUGACAAGUAUCGCUCAAAAAAUUUGCGGGUCGGUUGGGUAAAUGAACACGUCAAGAACGCGUAAAUGGCUGAUCGACAGCAUUUCAGAUCUGGAAAGUCUUUUUUGCAAUAGAUCAUUCCUUUUAUUUACCUACUUAACUAUGAGGAGCUUCAACUUUAAUAGCGACAAACAAGACGGUCAAGGCCAGCUUUGCCACCACGAGGGAGUUACGGUGCUAUUGCUUAUGCAUAACAGCAUCUCUCCCUUUGGUUGGAGCAGCCAUGGGCGUCUAGUUGUUGCCGUAGUAGGAAGUGUUGGUGUACACGACCUCCGAGUACUCGUCCGGGCAGUAGGGGAACGUCUUGUCACUCACAAUGUCGAGGAACAGGUCGUGGCCGGUCGUGUACGUCACGUAGCCGCCGAGUCCAGCACACACAACAAUAAUGAACGUGCCG
Messenger RNA from Phytophthora nicotianae INRA-310, 1169 nucleotides. RefSeq lists its product as hypothetical. NCBI's taxonomy places the organism in Eukaryota, Oomycota, Peronosporomycetes, Peronosporales, Peronosporaceae. Bases 50 to 517 code for a protein of 155 amino acids. Gene Ontology annotation, cellular component: membrane. The transcript has 3 exons. The record is from RefSeq and is a predicted model, not a curated record. Gene Ontology annotation, biological process: vesicle-mediated transport.